Brassica napus (rape) is the source of this 2537-nucleotide messenger RNA. Its product is annotated as mechanosensitive ion channel protein 3, chloroplastic-like. Bases 743 to 2152 code for a protein of 469 amino acids. The record is from RefSeq and is a predicted model, not a curated record. The transcript has 14 exons. Gene Ontology annotation, cellular component: membrane. NCBI's taxonomy places the organism in Eukaryota, Viridiplantae, Streptophyta, Magnoliopsida, Brassicales, Brassicaceae. Gene Ontology annotation, biological process: transmembrane transport.
UGCCACAAUGGGCGUAUAUUAGAGAGAGAGAUCGAGGUGUCAACUACUGGCGCACGUUAGAUAGAUGAAUGUCUUGUAGUUUUUUAUUCAGGAGAAAGUAAUAAUCAAGACGAAGAAGAAGUUCACCCUAUCUCCUAUCUCCUAUCUCCUAUCUCUUUCAUCUUCUCCGAUCUCGUCGUUUGCUUCCGAUCUCUUUGGAUUCCUCUUUUCCGUACGUCGUUGCUCGGCUAAUUGAUUUGUACACAUAGGGUCAUUGUUAUCUUCGCUUGUGAUGAUGAUGCGGACUGUCUCUCUACCACUCUCUCAUCAUAAGAUCCAUCAAGCUUCUGGAUACCAUAAUAGUAUUGCUUGUAAAAAUCGUGUGUAUUUAACACAGACACGUCUUUCAUCAUUUUCCACGAGACGAGACGUUUGGAGUCUUCAGCUUUUCGAGACCUUGCGUGGGUUCAAAGCCCCUGUAUCAUCUUGUAGUAAUGCAUUCGUUUGCCGAGCAGCUCUCUUUCCAGGGGGUGGAAGCCACGGCCCCAUUGUUAAAUCAACUGCACUAGUACUCACAAGUGUGCACACGCAUCACAUGUUCUUGCUUACAACCCAAAAGAUCUCAUAUUUGAAUAAGGGGAGUAGGAUAUACAUUCCGUGUUUGGUCUGUCUUUCAAAUACAUUUUCUAUAUAAUGCCAUCUUACCUCAAAUUUCGUCAUUGAUAGUAGGGCAUGUGAUGCUUUACAUGGAAAUCCUCAUUUAAUGAAACUACUUUCAGCAGUUGCGAUUCUUGCAUUUGGUACAUGGGGAAUUAGGCCCCUCAUGGGCUUAACCAGAGCUACCUUGUUUGAGGGAAAUGAUGCAAAUUCACAAAAGAGCAGCACACAAUACAUUGUUGUGUCAUAUCUUCAGCCUUUGCUGCUUUGGAGUGGAGCACUCCUUUUCUGCAGAACAUUGGACCCAGUAGUAUUGUCUUCAAGUGCCAGCCAAGCUGUUAAAACUCGCUUUCUUAGCUUUGCGCAGUCCAUGUCAACAGUGUUGGCAUUUGCCUGCUGUUUAUCAAGCCUACUUCAGCAGGUGCAGAAAUUUUUUAUGGAGACAAAUAAUCCAGCCGAUACCAGAAAUAUGGGUUUCAGUUUUGCUGGGAAAGCUGUUUACACUGCUGCGUGGGUCGCUGCUGCUUCAUUGUUUAUGGAGCUUUUGGGUUUCUCUACCCAAAAAUGGCUAACAGCUGGAGGUCUGGGGACAGUACUGCUUACUCUCGCUGGUCGUGAGAUACUUACUAACUUUCUUUCAAGCAUUAUGAUUCAUGCUACACGGCCCUUUGUUCUGAAUGAGUGGAUCCAGACCAAGAUAGGAGGCUAUGAAGUUUCUGGCACAGUAGAGCACGUUGGCUGGUGGUCACCUACGAUUAUCAGAGGUGAUGACCGUGAAGCGGUUCAUAUUCCUAACCACCAGUUCAGUGUUAACAUUGUGAGGAAUCUAACUCAAAGGACACAUUGGCGCAUCAAAACACAUCUUGCCAUCAGCCAUCUUGAUGUCAGCAAAACUAAUAGUAUUGUGGCUGAUAUGCGCAAGGUGUUGUCCAAAAAUCCUCAAAUCGAGCAACAAAAAAUACACAGAAGAGUCUUUUUGGAGGAUGUAGAUCCAGAGAACCAAGCCCUUAGGAUUCUCAUAUCCUGUUUUGUGAAGACUUCACGUUUUGAAGAGUACCUUUGUGUUAAGGAAGAAGUUCUCUUGGACCUUCUUAGAGUUAUCAGGCAUCAUGGCGCACGUCUAGCAACCCCAAUUCGCACAGUUCAGAGGAUGCGUAAUGAGACUGAGGUAGACAGUGCAGGAUUUUCAGACAUAGUUUUCAAUCAAGCGGCUAUGAACCGUCGACUCAUGUUGAUUGAGCCAUCCUACAAAAUCAAUGGCGAUGAUAAUGCCAAGUCCUCCCGUCCUAAGUCAUCAGAGCAGAAAGGUGAAGAAAAAGACCCUGAAGGAGAAGCAACAGACUCCAAGGCUGAAACAGAAAACAACGGAUCAAACACUAAAAAGGAGAAACCGAAAGUAAGUAUUGAUUCCAACUCUAGUACAGGCAAUAAAGGUCUGAGAACCGCAUCAUCGGACCAGCCUGUAGAACACAAAUCAGAAGAGAAGAAGAAAGAGAGUGCAAGAGAACGUUUCUGAUGGCGAAGGUGCAAGAGAGCAGACACUGAAACCAAAAGCAAGACAAGGGACCGAAAAGAGCAAGGGAGAUGAGAAUGCUAGAGAUGUUCGUGGAUCUGGUACAAGUUCUUCGUUAGAGGAAAAUAUUGUUCUCGGUGUUGCUUUGGAUGGCUCAAAACGUACACUCCCGAUUGAUGAAGAACUCGAGGCAUCUAGUUCGUUAAUGGAGUCCUAAGAACUUGGUGUUGGAUCAGAAUUAGUGAAUGAAAAGAGGUAUAAAUAAAAUAGUGUUCCAAGCAAUUUAGUACAUUUGUAUAAAGUAACAAUUGGAAAUGAAGAAAUGAGCCAUUUCAUCUGUGUAAAUUAUAUCAGUGACUCAAACUCUAAAGGUAAUUUGUUUUGGAUA